Molecule: messenger RNA, 1955 nt
Organism: Argiope bruennichi
Lineage: Eukaryota; Metazoa; Arthropoda; Arachnida; Araneae; Araneidae
Gene: Ube2g1
Product: ubiquitin-conjugating enzyme E2 G1-like
Exons: 6
Coding region: 223-726 (167 amino acids)
Biological process (GO): protein polyubiquitination; proteasome-mediated ubiquitin-dependent protein catabolic process
Molecular function (GO): ubiquitin conjugating enzyme activity
Source: RefSeq, a predicted model, not a curated record
AAUUUGCUUUUUGAGUGUGUUGUGUAUAUUAUUGAACUUCUGCCUAGUAUUUUAUUGGAGCAAAUGUGUUAUAAUUCUCUAAAUUUCAUUAAAAUUAAAAAAAAUUAAUAUUAAAUCGUUUCCAACCAUAAGUUGCAAGCGCAUGCGCUUUCUCUCUUUUCCGCCAUAUUUAUUUCGUUUUUUUUUAUUGUUCGUUUAACAUCAGUAUCGUAAACUAGCUCUAUGGCUGCCCAGCAAUCUGCCCUGUUACUUCGUAAGCAAUUAAAUGAACUAAAGAAAAAUCCUGUUGAGGGUUUUUCUGCAGGCUUGAUUGAUGAUAAUGACAUUUACAAGUGGGAAGUGCUCAUCAUUGGACCACCAGAUACUCUAUAUGAAGGGGGCUUCUUUAAAGCUCAUUUGUAUUUUCCCAAAGAAUAUCCUUUGCGGCCUCCUAAGAUGAAGUUUAUAACAGAGAUAUGGCAUCCAAACAUCGACAAAACAGGUGAUGUGUGCAUAUCAAUUCUGCAUGAGCCUGGAGAUGACAAAUUUGGCUAUGAAAAGGCAUCUGAAAGAUGGCUACCAGUCCAUACAGUAGAAACUAUUUUAAUUUCAGUUAUUUCCAUGCUGGCUGAUCCUAAUGAUGAAUCUCCUGCCAAUGUAGAUGCUGCAAAAGAAUGGCGGGAAAACUACACAGAGUUUAAAAGGAAAGUUGCCCGUUGUGUGAGAAAAAGUCAAGAAGAUGUUUAGGGAUUACUUUUAUAGAAGAAAGAAUUGGUAAAAUUGGGGAGGAAAGUCAAACUUCAGAAGCUGCACUGAACUGAAUUGCUCAUAACUUUCCUGCUAGCAAAAUGACUUACAAACUGACCACAUAAACUGUGAUUCCUCUUCUCGCUGCAGGAAUUUAUGGAGCAACUUUUUUGUUUAGUAUUAUUUCAUUUUCCUUUCUAUUAUUAUUUAACAGUGGGAGUGUUUUUAAUAAGAUCGUUGCUCUGAGGACAUUUCUCUGGCUUUGAUUUACUUUGCACCCCCAUAUUCACAAUGAUCUCCUGUGCUUGUAAGAAACAAAAAAACAACAAAAAACUGUGCAUCCAAUAUCUUGGAUUGUCUAAUAGUACAACUAAAAGAACUUGAGCUACCUGCAAAGUCAAAUUUUGAAGACAGAAACUUGUGCGAUUUUUAUUUCCCUCGGAAGUCUCUCAGAACUUGGGCGACUCCUCUCACAACAGCUGCUGUCUACUAUUUCCAUGUUUGUACAGUUCUCAAAUAGAUGGCAACAAACAAGAAAAAGUUUAUAUGCUUAUAAGUAUCAAUUGACAUUAGUUAUUUUUUAUAGUAACUAGUGAGCAACUUCAUCUGCAGUUCGCCCACACUUUGAUGAAAGUUCUUCACUUCUGGGUUUUCAAAUUCAAUCAUUUUAAUUUAAAUAUUUUCUAUUUUAAAACAAAAGAAAAAUAUGAAGGGUAAUCUAACUUUGUGGUGCAAAGACAAUCCAUACCUCAUACAAGCAGCCAAAGAAGUUUGUUCAGAUUUCAAAUGUGUGAUAAGUUUUUUUUAUUUGAUGUACCACUCUUAAUAAGAUUUUGUUCAUGUCUUUAAUUAAAUAAAUGCAAUUGAUACAAUAUAAAUGGUUUUUACAUGUAUACAUCUUAAUUUCAAAUAUAUUCUUACUAUUCUAAAAAAAAAAAUUCAAUAUUCAUUAAAAUAAUACUUUAUUUUACAUGUCAAUGCCAUUUUUUUCUUAUUUGCUUAAAGAAGGAAAAAAAAAUCUAAAAGAACAGUUUUAAAGGCAUUGAAGUGCUGAUGGUUAAAUUAUCUUCCUCUAUAAACUUGGUAUGACUUUUUUGCAUUGUUUAAAAAAAUUGCUGUAUUGUAAAAAAAAUAAAAGUGGAAAAAAGUAUUUUUGCUGAUUCUUUUUAAUAUUGGUCUUAAUUGUAACUUAUUUGACAUAUUAAAAAUAAAUAUGAAUUGAAAAAAUA